GUUUUCUAGGAGAAGCCGCCGCUCAGUUUGCCGUGGUUUUCUAGCCUCUAGGAGAAGCCGCCGCCGCCACUGCUGUCCGUCACUCUAGCUGUCGGGCAUCGGGCCGUCGGCUGCUGUCCCCAACCCGUCCACGGUCCGCUUGCUGUUCCUGGCCGCUGGCCCAGACGUCCACGGCUGUCGGCAAGCAAGCACCGUCCACCUCAUGUUCGGCUGUUCCUAGCCGCUGUCUGCCUGGCUCGGUGCCUCGGUGCACGUUCUGAAGAAUAGAAGAAGGCAAGAAGCUAAUUAGCCAAGACCCAAGAAGCGAGCAGGCAAGCAGCCACGAAGACGAAGAUAAAUGAGGAGAUUUUUUCAACCACUUUCAAGGGGGUCCGCAAUUGGUGGUCAGGAUAAUAAUAAUGUCAAUGAUGUGCCAAUCGCGCAAACAAGAAUUUCAGAUCAGUCAAAUGUUGGAAGGGCAUUUAAUCCAGAUGAAAUAGUUGCAGAUCCAGCAUUAAGAAGACAAAUUGAUGAGUAUAAUAUAAAUGUACAAGAUGAAGUAAGAAGGUCAUAUAUUUUGAAAGGUCCAUGCCAACCAAAAGGUUUAGAUUUUCCUCGCAAACAAUAUGGCCAGAGAUCAAGACAUUUUCAAGAACAAUGGUAUGAAAAUUAUGAUUGGUUGGAGUACAGUGAGUCAAAGGAUGCAUCCUAUUGCUUUUAUUGCUUUCUUUUUAAGCAACUAGCAAAGGGUGAUAAAUACGAAGCUUUCACCAAAGUUGGGUACAAUAAUUGGAAAGAUGCGGUUGUAAAGUUUAAAGCUCAUGUGGGUGGUGUUAAUAGUAUCCACAACAAUGCUAGAUUGCAUUUUGAUGAUUUUAGUAAUCAAAGACAAAGCAUAGAUUCUGUCAUGUCCAGUGCUACUCGUGAGGCUGAAGAGCUAUAUAAAAUCAGAUUGACUUGUUCAUUACAUUGUACAAGAUUUCUUUUAAUGCAAGGCUUAGCUUUUCGUGGUCAUGAUGAGUCAGCUAGUUCCUUAAAUAGGGGGAAUUUUCAAGAGUUAGUUUAUUGGGUGAAUGCUAAAAUUAAAGAAGUGAUGAAUGCUUUUGAUCGUGCUCCAAGAAAUUGCAUUAUGACAUCUCCACAUGUUCAGAAAGAUCUUACAAAAAGUUGCGCUCAAGAGAUUAUAGAGAAGAUCAUGGGAGAAAUAGAAGAUAGAAACUUCUCUAUUCUUAUUGAUGAAUCACGUGAUAUUUCUGUUAAAGAACAAAUGGUGUUGAUAUUGAGGUAAAUGUGUUUGCAAUAUAAGUGAUAUUAGGCUUAUUAGCUAUCUAUAUUUUGUUGCAUGAGUAACUAACUUUUAACUUUUUGUAAUGUAGAUAUGUGAACAAUGAAGGCCAUGUGGUGGAACGGUUCCUUGCCAUCAAGCAUGUCAAGGAUACUACAUCAGAUGCUUUGAAGGAAGCUCUUUUGGCCCUUCUGGAUCAUCAUGGCUUAUCUAUAUCCAAGAUUAGAGGACAAGGAUAUGAUGGUGCAUCAAAUAUGAGAGGUGAAUUUAACGGCUUGCAAAAAAAGAUUAUGGAUCUUAGUCCACAUGCUUAUUAUGUUCAUUGUUUUGCACAUCAACUACAACUUGUGGUAGUUUCUGUUGCUAGUAGUGCUUGUUGUCAAUCCGUUCAUGACUUUUUUGAGUACAUUCAAUUAAUUGUAAGCACCACAAGCUCAUCUUGCAAGAGAAGGGGUGCCCUAAGGGAAAAAGAACAUGAGAGUAUUGUAGAAAAACUUGAAAGAGGUGAAUUUAUUACUGGAAAGGGUCUUCAUCAAGCAACCAAUCUUGCUAGACCCGGUGACACAAGAUGGAGUUCACAUUAUUUAACCUUGCUUCGUUUAGAAACAAUGUGGGAGUCAGUAUUGCAUGUUCUUGCUAUUGUCCAUGAAGAUGGUCGUGUACCAACACAAGCAGCAGGGUUGAUAGAAAAAAUGGAGAGUUUCAAAUUUGCUUUCAUUCUAAAAUUGAUGUUGAAAGUGCUUGCAAUCACAAAUGAGCUCUCUCAAAUGUUGCAAAGGAAGAGUGUUGAUAUUGUUCUUGCCAUGGAGUUACUUGAUGUUGUUAAAGCCCGAAUCGCUAUGAUGAGGACAGAUAAUGGUUGGGAGUCAUUUUUUGAAGAUGUGAAGGAAUUUUGUGCUAAUAAGGGUAUUCCUGUGGUAGACAUGGAUGCAGAAGUACCUAUUAGAGGUCGAUCAAGGCGAGAUGGAUUCACAGUCACAAAUCUUCACUACUACCGCACCGAGAUAUUUUUUGUUAUUCUUGAUAAAAUCAAUACAGAGUUGUGUCAUCGGUUCAGUGAAGUUUCAAGUGAGUUGCUAGUUGGUUUUGCUUUCCUUGAUCCAAAGAAGUCAUUUUCUAUGUUCAAUUUGGAGAAGCUUGUUAAGCUUGCUAAGUUAUAUGAUCAAGAUUUCACAGUUGUUGAUCGUGCAAUGUUAAGAGAGCAACUCGAGACAUAUAUUGUUCAUGUGAGAAGGCAUGCUGCUUUUAGUACUUGUGAAGAUAUCGCAUCUCUUUCUAUUAAGAUGGUUCAGGCUGGAAAGCAUGUUGUGUUUCCUUUAGUCUACAAGCUAAUUUAGUUGGCCCUAUUAUUACCUGUGUCAACGGCAAGUGUUGAAAGAACAUUUUUAGCUAUGAAUAUAAUUAAGAGAGAAUUGUGUAACAAGAUUGAAGAUGAUUGGUUGAAUGAUUUAAUUGUUUGCUACACUGAGAAAGAGAUCUUCAAAUCCGUUGAUGAUGAGCUUAUUAUUCGACGAUUUCAACGUCUCAAAACUAGAAGGAUGCAAUUGCCUCGGUCAACAAGAACUUAACGGUAUGUUUGCUUUUUUUAUUUAUAUGGUUUUUUCUUUGAAUUUUGUAUCAUGUAUUGAUAUAAAACUUGAAUUUUA
Molecule: messenger RNA, 2910 nt
Organism: Zea mays
Lineage: Eukaryota; Viridiplantae; Streptophyta; Magnoliopsida; Poales; Poaceae
Product: zinc finger MYM-type protein 1-like
Exons: 2
Coding region: 1519-2601 (360 amino acids)
Source: RefSeq, a predicted model, not a curated record